UGGGGUAUGGCUCUCAACUUUCUCAAGCUCCUGCCUCAAAAGGGUGGGGUCAUUCUCCCCCACCCCCGUCUUAUGCCGGCGCCGUUCCCUGGAGCAGCCAGCAGCAAACCCAAUGAGCAAACCCUUGGGUGCAGGCUCCGAAAGGCUUUUCCAGGUAGCGUAGGGGCCUCGCUGGCCAUACACCCCGCCCUUCCCUCCGACAACCCGGGGUCUGAAAUGGGAGUGGCCAGGCAGGCUUUAGGACCCCGCGGUACCUAGCAAGCAGCUGCACACUCCUGGAAGUGGCAGUCGGGGACGAGGUGGCAAGGUCUGAGCCAGCAACUCCAGCGGCGGCAGAGCAAACGCGAUGGGCCGCCCUGGCUGGCUACUGCUGUGGCUCGGAGCCGCAGGAGCCAUUCUCUGCUCCAGCUCGGGGUCUCAGGUGCUAGCUCCAAGCCCCUGGUACCCCAACGUCACCUACCCGCCUAGUGGUCUGGAGCCAGCCUCUCCCUUAAUUUUCCCAGGCACCGAGGGGCUUUGGCUCUUCUCCACCUGCGGGGCCAGCGGGCGGCGCGGACCCACACAAACACAGUGCGACGGGGCAUAUGCCGGCAGCAGCGUGGUGGUGACAGUGGGGACCACCGGGCCUCUGAGAGGCGUGCAGUUGUGGCAGGCGCCACGCCCUGGCCAGUACCUGAUCUCAGCCUACGGAGCCGCGGGCGGCAAAGGCGCCAAGAACCAUCUGUCGCGGGCUCAUGGCGUCUUCGUCUCGACCGUCUUCUCCCUUGCUCUCGGAGAGCCGCUUUACAUCAUCGUGGGACAGCAGGGAGAGGAUGCCUGUCCCGGAGGGAGCCAGGAGAGCCAGCUCGUCUGCCUCGGAGAGUCUCGGGCGGCUGAGGAGCACGCAACAGAUGGGACUGAAGGGGCUCCCGGAUCGCGGCCCUGGGCCGGAGGCGGCGGGGGUGGCGGAGGCGCCACCUACGUCUUUCGGCUGAGCGCUGGCAAGCUGGAGCCGCUGCUGGUGGCGGCCGGAGGAGGCGGUCGGGCCUAUCUGAGGCGGCAGGACCGAGGCCGGACUCAGGCCGCCGCGGAGAAACUGGAGAAUCGUUUGGCGGCGCCCGGGAGCAAUGGGAGAGGCGGGGCGGCAGGUGGAGGGGGCGGCUGGACGUCGAGGGCCUCCUCUCCACAGGCCGGCCGCUCCUUGCAGGAGGGAGCGGAGGGCGGCCAGGGCUGCGCAGAGGCCUGGGCCACGCUUGGCUGGGCUGCGGCCGGAGGCUUCGGGGGCGGCGGAGGGGCCUGCACUGCGGGUGGAGGCGGCGGUGGCUACCAGGGGGGUGAUGCUUCAGAGACUGACAUCCUCUGGGCUGAUGGGGAAGAUGGGGUAUCCUUCAUACACCCCAGCAGUGAGCUGUACCUUCAGCCUCUGGCAGUCAUGGAAAGCCAUGGAGAGGUAGAGAUCCGACUGCACCUCAAUUGCAGUCAUUGCCUUUUGAAAGACUGCCAGUGGCAGGCCAAAUGCAUGUGCCCAGAGGGCCUGGAGCUAGCUACGGAUAACAUCACCUGUGUGGAUCUGCCCACUGCCCCAGGCCCUCUGUUUCUAUUGGUGGCUGUAGUGGUGGCCUCUACAUUGAGCCUUCUUAUGGUGUGUGGGGUCCUGAUUCUGGUGAACCAUAAGAGGUGGCUGGGCCUGUGGGGGACAAGGCUGCCAGGUCCUGAGCUCGAGCUGAGCAAGGUUCGAACCUCCACCAUCAAGACAGCCCCCAAUCCCUACUACUGCCAGGUGAGGUCUGGCCCAGCACAGUCUUGGCCUCUGCCUCCAGGGCUUACUGAGGUUUCCCCAGCUAAUGUCACUCUGCUCAGAGCCCUGGGCCAUGGUGCCUUUGGAGAGGUCUAUGAGGGACUGGUAAUUGGCCUUCCUGGGGACCCCAGCCCCCUGCAGGUGGCUAUCAAGACCCUACCAGGACUCUGCUCUCGCCAGGAUGAGCUGGAUUUCCUCAUGGAGGCGCUCAUCAUCAGGUAUGCCUGUGGCCAGGGGCAGGGGUGGAAGUUGGGAGAGAGACACCCAGAACUGUUGCAGGAACAGCCUGUCUUCAUCCUGGAGCUGAGAGGUACCAAGUCUAGGGACAUAGAGAUCCUCUCCAGUUUUAGGGAACCUAGAGCACGGUUUCUCUCCCUGCUGGUGAUUGGGUAUAUAUACCACCUCCUCAGCAAGUUCAGCCAUCAGAACAUUGUACGCUGUGUGGGACUCAGCCUCCAGGCUGCCCCUCGCCUAAUUCUGCUGGAGUUGAUGUCUGGAGGGGACAUGAAGAGUUUCCUGAGGCACAGCCGGCUGCACCUGGCCCAGCCCUCACCUCUAGUUAUGCAGGACCUGCUCCAGCUGGCCAAGGACAUAGCCCAGGGAUGCCACUACCUGGAGGAAAACCACUUCAUCCACAGGGAUAUUGCUGCCAGGAACUGUCUGCUGAGCUGCACUGGGCCCAACCGAGUGGCUAAGAUUGGGGACUUUGGGAUGGCAAGAGAUAUCUACAGAGCCAGUUAUUACCGCAAGGGAGGCCAGUCUCUGCUGCCAGUCAAGUGGAUGCCCCCAGAGGCCUUCCUGGAGGGCAUCUUCACAUCCAAGACAGACUCCUGGUCUUUUGGGGUGCUACUCUGGGAGAUCUUCUCACUGGGCUACAUGCCCUACCCUGGGCACACCAACCAGGAGGUGCUGAACUUUGUUGUCGGAGGGGGACGGAUGGACUCUCCCAGGGGCUGUCCAGGGCCUGUGUACCAUAUCAUGACCUGGUGUUGGCAGCACCAGCCUGAACUCCGCCCUGAUUUUGACAGCAUCUUGGAGCAUCUUCAGUACUGCAUUCAGGACCCUGAGGUGCUGAAUUCACCCUUGCCAGUAGAGCUGGGGCCCAACCUGGAGGAAAAAGGGGCUUCUGAGCUGGGGAGCAGGUCUUUGGAGAGCCUAAGCUCCCCACAGGCUCAGGAACUAAAUCUGGAGAGCUUGAACAGCUGGAGAGGGAGCUUUCAUGGCUCCUGGCUGUCCUCUGGCCUCAAGCCCCCCAAACCCAGAGGCCUCCAACCUCAGAACCUUUGGAAUCCAACCUUUGGCUCCUGGGCCCCAAGGGGCCCUGAGGGUGAGGACUCAGGCAUUGAAGGUAGCACCGGUUCCUCCCCACACUCCUCCCCAGGCUUCUAGGUAGCUUGCUAGUCAGGUAGCCUCUGCCCCCUGCAGUCUGUGCUGUUUGUCUGGGCCUGUCUCAGGGCUGGCCUGUCACCACUGGACUCUGCAUCCUGAAAACCAGCCCUAAGCCUCCUAGGGAAGAGUCUGGCCACUCCCAGCCUUUGAUCUUUGGGACCAGCAGCUACCCUCCAUCCCCAAGUGUGGGUGGAGAGUUGAAAUUGUUUCCUGCAGGAUGUCUUCUCUGAUUGCUCUUCCCCCAUGAGCAUCCUUCAUCUGGGCAGCCCCCCACCUCCACAGAUACCUCUAAUAAAGAGCUCUUCUCAUAUU
Manis pentadactyla (Chinese pangolin) is the source of this 3478-nucleotide messenger RNA. RefSeq names its product leukocyte receptor tyrosine kinase (gene LTK). Bases 347 to 3166 code for a protein of 939 amino acids. The transcript is spliced from 19 exons. NCBI's taxonomy places the organism in Eukaryota, Metazoa, Chordata, Mammalia, Pholidota, Manidae. The record is from RefSeq and is a predicted model, not a curated record. Gene Ontology annotation, biological process: multicellular organism development; regulation of neuron differentiation; regulation of cell population proliferation. Gene Ontology annotation, molecular function: transmembrane receptor protein tyrosine kinase activity; ATP binding. Gene Ontology annotation, cellular component: signaling receptor complex; membrane.